Molecule: messenger RNA, 6168 nt
Organism: Neltuma alba
Lineage: Eukaryota; Viridiplantae; Streptophyta; Magnoliopsida; Fabales; Fabaceae
Product: callose synthase 9
Exons: 52
Coding region: 205-5907 (1900 amino acids)
Biological process (GO): (1->3)-beta-D-glucan biosynthetic process
Cellular component (GO): plasma membrane; 1,3-beta-D-glucan synthase complex
Molecular function (GO): 1,3-beta-D-glucan synthase activity
Source: RefSeq, a predicted model, not a curated record
AACCGGUAAAUCCGGCUCUCUUCUCCGGUGCCAUACACUUUCUGGCUUCUGCCAUCUUUUCACCCGCAAAACCCGAAAAUCCCUGCUCUCGCCCUCUCACUUUCACAUCCACGUCCGUCUGCUUUUUCGAAAGAAAGGACCGCUUCUCCGGUGUCCGAGACUGAUUCAGCUCCUUCCGAACUUGGUCCUAGGGCUUAUGAGAAAAUGUCUGGAGCUGAGGUACUAUGGGAGAGAUUAGUCCGGGCUGCGCUGAGGAGGGCAAGGAUUGGUGACGAUACAUAUGGACGGCCGGCUGUUGGAAUUGCUGGAAACGUACCAUCGGCACUUGCCAAAAACAGGGAUAUUGAUGAGAUAUUAAGAGUUGCAGAUGAAAUUCAAGAGGAGGAUCCUAAUGUCUCCAGAAUCUUAUGUGAGCAUGCUUACUCAUUAUCUCAGAAUUUGGACCCUAACAGUGAAGGCCGAGGUGUUUUGCAAUUUAAGACUGGUUUGAUGUCUGUUAUUAAGCAAAAGUUGGCUAAGAGAGAAGUUGGAACCAUAGAUAGAAGUCAGGACAUUGCAAAAUUACAAGAGUUCUACAAGCGCUAUAGGGAGAAGCAUAAUGUAGACAGGUUACGGGAGGAGGAGAUGAAGUUGCGGGAAUCUGGUGCUUUUAGUGCAAAGCUUAGCGAGUUGGAGCGGAAGACAUUGAAACGGAAAAGAAUAUUUGCUAGUUUAAGGGUUUUGGGCAUGGUCAUUGAACAGCUGUCCACCGAAAUUCCUGAAGAGCUGAAAUCUCUGAUGGAAUCAGAUUCUGCAAUGACAGAAGACCUAAUUGCUUACAACAUUAUUCCCUUGGAUGCUCCUUCCUUAACAAAUACUAUUAUGUCUUUGCUUGAGGUUCAAGCAGCAGUUUCAGCUUUGAAGUACUAUAGGGGUUUGCCGGAGUUACCUCGGGGUCAUCCAAUUCCUGCUGCUAGAGAUGCUGAUAUGCUUGAUUUUUUGCAGUGUAUCUUUGGAUUUCAGAAAGAUAAUGUCUCUAAUCAGCGAGAACACUUAGUUCACCUGCUUGCUAAUGAGCAGUCUCGGCUUGGAAUUCCAGCUGAAACAGAACCUAAACUGGAUGAGGCUGCGGUGCAGAACGUAUUUGUGAAGUCCCUUGAGAAUUACAUUAACUGGUGUAGCUAUUUAGCUAUUCAGCCUGUUUGGAGCAGUUUGGAUGCUGUUAGCAGAGAGAAGAAAUUGCUAUACGUCUCUUUAUAUUACCUAAUAUGGGGUGAAGCUGCCAAUAUCAGGUUUCUGCCAGAAUGCUUGUGCUACAUAUUUCACCAUAUGGCUAGGGAAAUGGAUGAAAUUGUGAGGCAGCAAAUUGCACAGCCAGCUAAUAGUUGCAUUACUCAGGAUGGCGUUUCUUUUCUUGAUCAAGUUAUCUUGCCUCUCUAUGGCAUUGUUGCUGCAGAAGCUGAAAGCAAUGGUAAUGGGAAGGCGCCUCAUUCUGCAUGGAGAAAUUAUGAUGAUUUUAAUGAACAUUUCUGGUCCCUCCACUGUUUCAAGCUCGGUUGGCCAUGGCGCCUAGGCUCUUCUUUUUUUCAAAAGCCUCCUCUUGGAUCAAAGAACCUGGUUAAUUCUGGCAGACGUCAGCGACGGGGAAAGACAUCUUUUGUGGAGCAUCGAACUUUUCUUCAUCUCUACCACAGUUUCCAUCGAUUGUGGAUAUUCCUUUUUAUGAUGUUUCAGGGUCUGACUCUUGUUGCUUUUAAUGAUGGACUUCUUAACGCCAAGACUCUGCGUGCAGUUCUUAGUCUUGGGCCAACAUUUGUUGUGAUGAAGUUUCUUGAGAGUGUUCUGGACAUUUUCAUGAUGUAUGGAGCAUAUACAACAACAAGGCACUUAGCCAUUUCCCGAAUUUUUCUUAGAUUUACAUGGUUUGGCGUUGCAUCAGUCUUUAUAACCUUCCUUUAUGUGAAAGCUCUCCUUGAAGAGAGCCAAGGAAAUGGAAAUUCAAUUGUUUUUAGAUUAUACGUGAUUGUCAUAGGGAUCUAUGCAGGUGUACAAAUUUUCAUUAGUUUCCUCAUGCGAAUACCUGCUUGUCAUCGUCUGACUAAUCAAUGUGAUCGCUGGCCUUUAAUUCGAUUUGUAAAGUGGAUGCGUCAGGAGCGAUACUAUGUUGGACGGGGAAUGUAUGAAAGGAGUUUUGAUUUCAUAAAGUAUAUGCUAUUUUGGCUUGUUGUCUUGGGUGCGAAAUUCUCAUUUGCUUACUUUUUACAGAUCAGGCCACUAGUUAAGCCAACAAGGGUGAUAGUGGGCAUGGAUAAUCUUGAGUACUCUUGGCAUGAUCUUGUUUCUAAAAAUAACCAUAAUGCUUUGACGGUUCUUAGCUUAUGGGCUCCAGUAUUUUCUAUGUACCUUCUAGAUGUUUAUGUGUUCUACGUACUAGCUUCAGCUGUCUGGGGAUUCUUGCUUGGGGCAAGAGAUCGCUUGGGAGAGAUUAGAUCAUUGGAAUCCCUACACAAACUUUUUGAGCAGUUUCCUGGAGCUUUUGUGGACACUCUUCACGUUCCUCUUCCUAACAGGAGUUCUCGGCGUGCAUCUGGUGAGGGUGUGGUAAAUAACAAGGUUGAUGCUGCACGCUUCUCCCCCUUUUGGAAUGAAAUAAUACGAAAUCUGAGGGAGGAGGAUUAUAUCACUAACUUAGAAAUGGAGUGGCUGUUAAUGCCUAAAAAUUCUGGGGAUCUUCCUUUAGUUCAGUGGCCUCUUUUUCUACUUGCUAGCAAGAUAUUUCUUGCCAAGGAUAUUGCUGUUGAAAGUAGAGAUACUCAAGAUGAGCUUUGGGAUAGGAUUUCAAGGGAUGACUAUAUGAAAUAUGCUGUUCAGGAGUGUUACUAUACCAUCAAACUCAUAUUGACAGAAAUAUUAGAUGAAGUGGGAAGGAUGUGGGUUGGAAGGGUAUAUGAUGAUAUUAAUGCAAGUAUCACGAAGAAGAGCAUUCUUGUGGAUUUUCAGCUUAAUAAGUUGCCUCUUUUGAUAUCAAGAGUAUCUGCACUUAUGGGUAUUUUGAAAGAACCAAAAACACCUGAACUUGAAAGGGGUGCAGUUAAGGCUGUUCAGGAUCUCUAUGAUGUCGUGACGCAUGAUAUCCUUUCUAUAAACAUGAGGGAAAAUUAUGAUGCUUGGAAUUUACUGUUGAGAGAAAGGCAAGAGGGUCGUUUGUUUGCAAAGUUGAAAUGGCCCAACAAUGCUGAUUUGAGUGAACAAGUGAAAAGAUUGCAUUCUCUAUUGACCAUCCAACAUUCUGGUUCAAACAUUCCUAAGAAUCUUGAGGCUAGACGAAGGCUUGAGUUUUUCACAAAUUCUCUUUUCAUGAAGUUGCCUGUUGCAAAGCCAGUUAGAGAGAUGUUAUCUUUCAGUGUUUUCACACCAUAUUAUUCUGAGAUUGUGCUUUAUAGCAUGGCUGAGCUGCUAAAGAAAAAUGAAGAUGGCAUAUCAAUUCUAUUUUAUCUUCAGAAGAUUUUUCCAGAUGAGUGGAAGAACUUUCUUGCUCGAAUUGGACGCGAGGAAGAUGCACUUGACUCAGAGCUUUUUGAUAAUCCUAGAGAUAUCCUUGAACUGCGCUUUUGGGCAUCUUAUCGGGGACAAACAUUGGCUAGAACUGUCCGAGGAAUGAUGUACUAUAGGAAAGCCCUUAUGUUACAGACAUAUUUGGAGCGGACAACCUCUGGAGAUUUGGAGUCUGGAAUUGGCAGCAGUGAAGCGACUGAUACACUUGGCUUUGACUUAUCACCUGAAGCGCGUGCUCAGGCAGAUCUCAAGUUCACUUAUGUUGUUACGUGCCAAAUUUAUGGAAAGCAGAAAGAGGAACAAAAACCUGAGGCUGCUGAUAUUGCCUUGCUUAUGCAAAGGCAUGAAGCUCUUCGUGUUGCUUUCAUUGAUGUUGUGGAAACUUUAAAUGGUGGGAAAGAAUACUACUCAAAGCUCGUGAAGGCUGAUGUGAAUGGGAAGGACAAGGAAAUAUAUUCGAUCAAGUUACCUGGAAACCCCAAGCUUGGUGAAGGGAAACCUGAGAAUCAAAACCAUGCAAUUAUAUUUACUCGUGGAAAUGCAAUCCAGACAAUUGACAUGAAUCAGGAUAACUAUUUUGAGGAAGCUUUGAAGAUGAGGAAUCUCCUUGAAGAAUUUCAUUGCGAUCAUGGUCUUCGUCCUGCUACCAUUCUUGGUGUUAGAGAGCAUGUAUUUACUGGAGGUGUCUCAUCUUUGGCCUCAUUUAUGUCCAACCAAGAAACUAGUUUUGUUACUUUGGGCCAGCGUGUCUUAGCAAAUCCUUUGAAGGUCCGGAUGCAUUAUGGUCAUCCAGAUGUCUUUGAUAGAGUAUUUCACAUUACCCGUGGUGGCAUCAGCAAGGCAUCUCGUAUCAUAAACAUUAGUGAAGAUAUCUUCUCAGGAUUCAAUUCAACCUUACGUCAAGGGAAUGUUACGCAUCAUGAAUAUAUUCAGGUUGGUAAGGGAAGGGAUGUCGGGCUCAAUCAGAUUGCUUUAUUUGAGGGUAAGGUUGCUGGUGGCAAUGGUGAACAAGUUCUCAGUCGUGAUGUAUAUAGACUUGGGCAACUUUUUGAUUUCUUCCGGAUGAUGUCAUUUUUCUAUACAACUGUUGGUUUCUACUUUUGUACCAUGUUAACAGUGCUGACCGUGUACUUCUUUCUUUAUGGGAAAGCAUAUCUGGCAUUAUCUGGUCUUGAUGAAGAAAUAGAAGAGAGGGCUAGGAUAACUAAGAACACUGCCCUGAAUGCUGCUUUGAAUACACAGUUCCUCUUCCAAAUUGGGGUCUUCACUGCCGUACCGAUGGUCUUGGGCUUCAUCCUGGAAGAUGGUUUCCUGAGGGCCAUUGUUAGUUUUGUCACAAUGCAGUUUCAGCUCUGCACCGUCUUCUUUACAUUUUCCUUGGGUACCAGGACUCAUUAUUUUGGGCGGACCAUUCUUCAUGGUGGUGCAAGGUAUCAAGCAACUGGACGUGGAUUUGUUGUCCGCCAUAUCAAAUUUUCAGAGAAUUACAGGCUCUACUCUCGCAGUCAUUUUGUUAAAGGGUUGGAAGUUGUGCUUUUAUUGAUAGUAUACCUUGCUUAUGGAUAUAAUGAAGGCAAUGCUGCGUCAUACAUUCUUCUGACUCUUAGCAGCUGGUUUAUGGCCCUAUCCUGGUUGUUUGCUCCUUAUUUAUUUAAUCCAUCUGGAUUUGAGUGGCAAAAGGUGGUAGAGGACUUUCGGGACUGGACAAACUGGCUCCUGUACAGAGGUGGAAUUGGAGUUAAGGGAGAAGAAAGCUGGGAAGCUUGGUGGGAUGAAGAACUGGCACAUAUCAGAACUAUCGGUUCAAGAAUAGCAGAGACGAUCCUUAGUCUAAGAUUUUUCAUCUUCCAAUACGGUAUUGUGUACAAACUUCACGUGCAAGGGACAAAUACUUCAUUGACGGUUUACGGCCUGUCAUGGGCAGUGCUGGCUGUUCUUAUACUUCUUUUCAAGGUGUUCUCGUUUAGCCAGAAGAUAUCUGUCAACUUCCAACUUCUGUUGCGUUUUAUCCAAGGUCUUUCCUUAUUGUUGGUGCUGGCUGGAUUAGUUGUGGCAGUCAUAUUUUCUGAUCUUUCUGUAUCAGAUGUAUUUGCUGCUAUCUUAGCAUUUAUUCCUACUGGAUGGGGAAUUCUUUCGAUUGCUGUUGCCUGGAAGCCUGUGGUGAAGAAUCUAGGACUAUGGAAAUCCGUACGAUCAAUUGCACGUCUAUAUGAUGCUGGCAUGGGAAUGCUCAUUUUUAUACCAAUUGCAUUCUUCUCGUGGUUCCCAUUUAUAUCCACAUUCCAAACCCGUCUCAUGUUCAACCAAGCUUUCAGCCGAGGCCUUGAAAUUUCUCUUAUCCUUGCCGGAAACAAUCCCAAUACUGGGAUCUAGCCUUACUUAUGCUUCAUGCCCUUUAUUGUCCAAGGAUUAUGAGAUUGUGUUUUUGAGUUGGGAGGGGUAGAUUAGUCUUUGCUCCCUUUAGGAAGCUUAUUAUCUGAAUUUUGUAAUUUCAUCUUUGUGAAUAUGCAUUAUCUUUUCUAGUUUCUCAAUUUUGUUUUGAUAUCUAAGUUGUCUUUCUAAUUCAUGUAGAUUCCGACACUGAAAACUUUUGUAGGGUUAGCGACGCGGGCCUGAAUUGGUUUGUUAUAACUA